AUGUACUACGGCGCCCUCGUUUGGACUGUUAUCGCUAUUGUUUUAUUGGUCAUUCUCGCUCUCGUUCUGCGGUGGAAUGCACGAAGGAAAGCGAGACUUCGACAACAAGCACAAGUGCAAGAUAUCGAGCUGAACUUACCGGAUCAUCAUCCUACCGAUGUUCAACAAAUGACGGUGCCAAUAUGUCCGCAGCACCACUCCCACAUCAUUGUUGCUAACAAUGCAGGCAGUGACGGUAGAGGCCAUAAUAGCGUCCAUCCUGCUGCACUUCAUAGCCAUGGGGCAGUUACGCUACCGCCACCUGCAUAUCAUCAACGCAACAGCGAUCCACCUGUUGCAGACGAAGCACUAGAUAGCACUCAUUCAUGGCCACCAUCAUACAAGGAUCAUACAAGAGAUACUCGAUACCUGUAG
This is a messenger RNA of Zychaea mexicana, 414 nucleotides long. RefSeq lists its product as uncharacterized. The transcript has 2 exons. The record is from RefSeq and is a predicted model, not a curated record. Lineage: Eukaryota; Fungi; Mucoromycota; Mucoromycetes; Mucorales; Lichtheimiaceae. The coding region runs from base 1 to 414 and encodes 137 amino acids.